Molecule: messenger RNA, 5225 nt
Organism: Sinocyclocheilus anshuiensis
Lineage: Eukaryota; Metazoa; Chordata; Actinopteri; Cypriniformes; Cyprinidae
Product: adhesion G protein-coupled receptor B2
Exons: 32
Biological process (GO): G protein-coupled receptor signaling pathway; negative regulation of angiogenesis; cell surface receptor signaling pathway
Cellular component (GO): plasma membrane
Molecular function (GO): G protein-coupled receptor activity
Source: RefSeq, a predicted model, not a curated record
GUUUGAUUAGUUUAGUUGUUUCCACCUUUUAUUCCAAUGUUAUUUAGAGUCUGCCCUUUCAGUUUUUUAUUUUUUAAUCCUCUGAAAAUAGCUCGGAUUCGUAUUUUGCGAGGUUAGAUUGUGGUGAAAGCUACUCAAUCUCAAACUGAGUCGUGUCAUGGAUGGCAAAUUGUAUUUGCAUCUACGGAACAAAUCGGGGAAUACAGAAUAACUACUGCUGACAGAGAAAAGGCUACCAGCCAGACCACGUUCAUGGUGAGCUUGCCUUGAGUGACAUGAUCAAUCGGACAAAUGACAUAGGAUGUACACUGCUGGUCAUCUCUGUCUGUCUGUGCUGUCAUCCUUUUUUGCACUGGCCUGGGCUGUGGAGCCACUGGGUCAGGCUGCCCCCUGCUCCUCUCUGGUGGCUGGGGUCUUAUACGGCUCCUUCUCACUCAGGGACCUCUUUCCCAGGCCAUCCGCUCUGGCAUCCGGAUGCUCCUGGACUGUGGAGAACCCUGACCCCACCAAGUACUCGCUCUAUUUCCGCUUCAAUCGCCAUGCCGGCGCCUGUUUAGCUUUUUCCCCACUGGUGCUGCCCCUGGACCACUACCUCUCGAACCAGACCUGUGGCCCCCCAGACCAGCCCACCUUCCCCUCGGACCCUGAAGCCGUCGAGCUUUGCAUGGUCCCAGGACCCCACACGUUCCUGCAGUUCGAUAAGAACUUUGUGCAGUUGUGCCUGACCACUCAUCCCAACAAAGACGGAGACAACAGAGAUGGGAUGUCCGAUGGCCAGGUCCCCUUGUCCGCGGAAACUCUGGACUUCCGGCUCGUAGAGGUUCUGCUCAUUAAUAAUGAGAAUUCAAGUCAGUUUACGUGUGGAGUCCUGUGCCGAUGGUUUGAGGAGUGCUUGCACGUCGGCUCAGGCUGGGAAACCGAGAGCUGCAGUAUCACCCAGACGGGAUGCGUGUGUCCCAACACGGCGCCUCCGGUCUCCCUACUGCCCACUGCUCCCCACAACCACUCUUUAGACCCCAGUGCGAGCGUGUUGCAAUCCCCACCCGACGACUGUUGUGUCACACAGCUGCAUUCAAAGAGCGGCAUUGCUAUAGCACCCAGGGAUGUCCGGCAAGAACCUGAUGAUGAUGAGCAGAAGGUGAAGACACAAAGGCCGCGAUCAGCUGACCAGCCGGGUGUGUUCCAGGCCCAAACAGGUGACCCAGCAGCGGAGGAGUGGUCUCAGUGGAGCGUGUGUUCGCUGACAUGUGGGCAGGGUUGGCAGGUUCGUUCUCGUUCAUGUGUAUCCUCUCCGUACGGGACCCUCUGCAGUGGCCCGCUGAGGGAAACCCGACUCUGCAACAACACUGCCACCUGCCCAGGUGAGCCGCAGCAUCAAGCAGUGCAUGGGCUGUGGGAGGAGUGGUCUUCAUGGAGCCUGUGCUCAGUCACGUGUGGCCGUGGCACUCGGACCCGGAGUAGGAUCUGUGUGCUCCCCCAGCAUGGAAGCAAGGGCUGUGGAGGGCCCGAGGUGCAAACCAAACUCUGCAAUAUAGCUGUGUGCCCCGUGGAGGGGCAGUGGUUGGACUGGGCCGCCUGGUCUCAGUGCUCUGUUUCCUGCGGCUCCGGCACUCAGCAGAGGCAGCGGCGUUGCAGUGUGUCAGUUCAUGGCUGGGCAGAGUGUAAGGGGCCACAUGCGGAAAAUCGUGAGUGCACCAACCCAUCUUGUGGGGGUGGAGGAAACUGGGGUGCUUGGAAUCACUGGAGCUUGUGCUCCAAGACCUGUGACUCUGGUUGGCAGCGGCGGUUCCGUAUGUGUGAAGGCACGGGAAUCCAGGGUUACCCUUGUGAAGGCUCUGGAGAGGAAGUACACUCCUGCAAUGACAAGAAGUGCCCAGCACCUCGUGAAAUAUGUAAGGAUGAGUACCAAGUAGCCAUGACAUGGAAGAGAGCCUCAGCUGGAGAGACGGUAUACAACAAGUGUCCAUCAAAUGCCACUGGAUCUGCUAGUCGUCGUUGUUUGCUGGACGCAAAUGGAGUUGCUUACUGGGGUCCUCCGAGCUUCGCCCGAUGUGUCUCACUCGAAUAUAGAUAUUUACAUUUAUCUUUGCGAGAACAUCUUGCGAAGGGUCAGAGGACCCUGGCAGGGGAGGGCAUGUCUCAGAUCGUGAGGAGUCUCCUGGAGUUAAUGUCCCGUAAGAAUUAUUAUAGCGGCGACCUCUUAUUCUCUGUGGAGAUUCUCCGAAAUGUGACGGACACCUUCAAGCGAGCAACCUACAUCCCAGCUCCUGACGACGUGCAGAAAUUCUUCCAGAUUGUCAGCUUAAUGUUGGACAUUGAAAACCUUGAGAAGUGGGAAGAUGCUCACCAGGUCUCUCCGGGUUCUGUGUUACUGAUGCGAGUUGUGGAAGACUUCAUUCAUCUAAUUGGAGAUGCUCAAAAGCCAUUCCAGAGCUUUCUGGUCGUCACCAACAACUUCAUAAUCACCAUCCAGCGAGAACCAGUUUCGGCUGUUUCCAGUGACAUCAACUUCCCCAUGAAGGGGAGGAGAGGAAUGAAAGACUGGGCACGUUCUGCAGAUGACAAGCUCUUCAUCCCCAAAGAAGUCUUCACCCUGUCCUCUGAUGAAUCAGAUGACACACCGUAUUUCGUCAUUGGAGCCAUUCUGUACCGCACCCUCGGCCUCAUAAUGCCCCCACCAAAAGAUCCAUUCGUGAUCAGCUCGAAGAUUCUGACAGUGACGGUACGUCCUUUACCCAAGCCCUCCGAGCCCUUGGUAUCAGUAGAACUUGCCCCUUUGCUCAAUGGCACAACAGAUCCUCAGUGUGUUGUCUGGGACUACGGAAACCCAGAGGCUGGCGAAGAAAACUGGGACGCAGAGAGCUGCCAAACGCUACCAUCGCCGACAGUCUCCCACACCAAAUGUCUGUGCAGCAAGCUGUCCACCUUUGCAGUGUUAGCGCAGAAAGCUAAAGAACCGGGUAUGGGGCCGUCCAGUAUACCGUCUGUGCCCCUCAUGGUGGGCUGUGGCAUAUCCUGUACGGCUCUUCUCAUUCUGUUGCUCAUCUACGCUGCCUUUUGGAGGUACAUUCGUUCAGAGAGGUCCAUCAUCUUGGUGAACUUCUGCCUGUCCAUACUGGCCUCCAAUGUGCUGAUACUGGUGGGACAGUCCCAAACUCUCAGUAAGGGACUGUGCACUGUGACUGCUGCCUUUUUGCACUUCUUCUUUCUGGCCUCUUUCUGCUGGGUACUGACAGAGGCAUGGCAGUCCUACCUGGCUGUGAUUGGCAAGAUGAGGUCCCGCCUCAUUCGCAAGCGUUUUCUGUGCCUGGGCUGGGGUCUUCCAGCCCUUGUGGUCGCUGUAUCUGUGGGUUUUACCCGGGCCAGAGGUUACGGCACGCCAAGUUAUUGUUGGUUGUCUCUGGAAGGAGGGCUGCUCUAUGCUUUUGUCGGUCCCGCUGCUGUCAUUGUACUGGUGAACAUGCUGAUUGGAAUAGUGGUCUUCAACAAACUCAUGUCUAGAGAUGGCAUCUCAAACAAGUCCAAAAAGCAGAGAGCAGGGUAAGUAAGUGAAGCGCGUAGCAGGCUGCUCCUGAAAUGCUCCAAGUGCGGUGUGAUCUCCAGUACUGCCCUGUCCAGCUCUACCGCCAGCAGCGCCAUGGCAUCGUUAUGGAGCUCUUGUGUGGUUCUCCCUCUGUUGGCACUCACAUGGAUGUCAGCUGUGCUAGCCAUCACAGACCGCCGAUCAACUCUCUUCCAGGUGCUCUUUGCGGUCUUUGAUUCAGUCCAGGGAUUCGUCAUCAUCACCGUGCACUGUGCCAUGCGCCGAGAGGUGCAGGACGCUGUGCGCUGCAGGAUGGGUGGUUGCAAAGAUGACAGUGAAAACUCUCCGGACUCCUGCAAGAAUGGCCAGGUGCAGAUCAUGACGGACUUUGAGAAAGACGUGGAUUUGGCGUGUCAAACAGUCAUCUUUAAGGAGGUAAACACCUGUAACCCUGCUACCAUAACUGGCACUCUAUCCCGCAUCUCUCUGGACGACGAGGAUGACCCCAAGUUGGCGGCUCAUCAGGAAGGCAUUAAUUUCAGCAGCCUGCCUGGGAACAUCCCACCCCCUAACCUCCUGGUGCAGGUACCUCCUUUGUGUCCCCUGAAUGAGCUAAGCGAGCAGCCACUAAAGAAGGAGGUUAAUGUGGAGCAACAAGGUCAGCAUCAACAAUCUGGACCCAUCUACCUGUGCACCGAGAGUGGGCUGGGUUGGGCCCGACCAAACCCUUCUUCCACCCAGGAUUCAGCUGGUGGCGGAGGUGGGGAAGGGGACUACAUGGUGUUGCCUCGUCGGACAGUCAGUCUCAAGCCCCCUCCUCCAGCCCAGGAUGAGGGGAAUCCCCUGAACAUUACAAUGGAUGACCCUCCCUUUCCUCCACCCCCUUCACCCUUGACUCUGCAUCCAGCAGAGAGUGAGGCAUACCCCGUAGACUUUACAGCUGUGGACCACAUCAGCAUGAACCUAAACCGCUCCUACAGCACGCUCAAACAGUUGCCGGCCCACACUGGGCACACGCACACACACUCCCACACCAACACCCACACCCUACAGGUCAAGCAGAAUCGUCCCUCUGUCCGGCAGAUCCUCACCUCGGGAACAGUGGAGCGCACCAGAACCCUUCCCCGUAACCUGGGCAGCACCAACACCAGCCACUCGGCUGGAUCUUUGGAAAGAAAAAGAGUACGGUACUCUGAGCUGGACUUUGAGAAAGUGAUGCACACUCGCAAAAGACACUCAGAGCUCUACCAUGAACUCAACCACUCCACCAAGUUCCACACCAUAGACAGGUAUAACAGGGACCCUGCCAUGUCCUCCUUCAAGGACAAGUCCACCACAGAUGACCAGCGAUCCUGGGACAGCUUUAAAACCAUGACCCCUGAGCAGAUGUGUGGCUCCAGCGAACAUAAGGACAGACUGGAGUUACGCAAUAAACCCUGGGACACAUCCUCCGCCAACACACCUGACACAUCCGAAGGAGACUUCCAGACUGAAGUGUGAAGAGAACACACACCUACAACAAACUGAGAGACAACUAAACCCUCUUACGUACUCAUGCUGUCAGUGAUCUUCAGCAAGACGUGUUCUAAAGAAUUAUGUACUUGUUUACAGGUGUGAGGACAGACCAGAGAUGAAGAGUGCUCUAUUCUAUAUUUUCACACAGAGACAUUAAAUGAAAGAGUGGGGCCUGGAGAGUAUGGUU